AUGAGCAUAUCCGCGCUUUGUGACGUCGCCCUUGCAGAGAAGAACGGCUCCAAAAUCAGCACAAAGUUCGAACUCGACCAGCGUGUUUGCCGUGGUCGGGAUUCCAGCCUGGAGGGGGACGUCGGCACUCAGGCUCAAGGCGAGGAAAACAAGUCGAGCGGCGACCAAUGCACACGGGAAGAAAAAGAACAUCUUAUCUGCAGGUCGCUAGACACGUCAGAAACCUUCUCCCGCUCCGGUCCUCGGCUCGCCACGAAAGAGGACUGUCUGAGCGAAAUGCGCAGAUAUGAAGAUGUGAAGGCCUUGUUGAUAUGCUGGAAUAAUGCAACAAUAAUUUUCAAAAAUCAGAGGACAGAGCUUCAGCGCGUGUCAAGAUCGCCUUACAAGUUUGGAGCCGAGGCUAUUGAUUUCCCAAGCACCGAUCCUGAAAAGUAUCUCGAGGACGAGACCCGCAAGUUUAGAGAAGCGCACGAUAAGGAGAAGGACAUGUUGCUGUCAAAGAAGCUGUUAAAAUCUGGAUUUGGCACCUCCUAUCUUUUCAACCGCUUGGCCCAUUAUCAUAAGCUCAAGGGCCAGGUAUACCUAGGAGACGAUGAGGACGAGACAGGCGUUCGGGGCUCCUCCAAGUGCUCCUAUCACGUCAUGAGCAAGCUCGGGAGCUUCGCAUUUGUCGGCGCAUCAUACCGGAUAGUGAGGACGAAGAGGAUGAUACAGAGAUGA
Molecule: messenger RNA, 720 nt
Organism: Metarhizium acridum CQMa 102
Lineage: Eukaryota; Fungi; Ascomycota; Sordariomycetes; Hypocreales; Clavicipitaceae
Source: RefSeq, a predicted model, not a curated record